Carcharodon carcharias (great white shark) is the source of this 1292-nucleotide messenger RNA. RefSeq names its product junctional adhesion molecule-like. Gene Ontology annotation, cellular component: membrane. Lineage: Eukaryota; Metazoa; Chordata; Chondrichthyes; Lamniformes; Lamnidae. Bases 136 to 987 code for a protein of 283 amino acids. The transcript is spliced from 8 exons. The record is from RefSeq and is a predicted model, not a curated record.
GUGACUACCUUGCAGAUGACAAAUUAAAACUCUGAGGGAAUUGAAGCAGACUGCAGCUCAGGAGCAGACUGGAUUUUGAGUGUGACUUAGCAGUUACACCGGAGUGGCUUCCGUGGACUGAAUAACCAGCUCGUGAUGAACAGUGGAAUGGGCUUCUUCUUGUUCCUUUCGUCUCUUAUGUUCUAUGGUAUCUGCUCAAUCUUAGCUAUUGGUGUCUCCACCCCAAAAUCCUUGGUUGUGGAGGAGGGAAUGGAGCUACGGCUGGACUGCAAGCUGGGACAUGCGGACACUCAAUUACACAACAUCAAGCUGGAAUGGUCUUAUACCCCUUACACUGGUGCUGAAGAGGACUUGAUUUUUUUUCACUAUCAAAACCUCAGUGUGGUCGUGCAGAAUGGUACAUUCUCCAUGAGACUUCAGUGGGUUGGUGACAUCCGACAAAACAAUGGUUCCAUUCUCAUAACUAAAGUGGAGUGCAGUGACAAAGGUUAUUUCACUUGUGAUUUGCGGAUCCCCAGGUUAUCCAGUGAAAUCUUUACAAGCAGAAUUGAUCUAAAAGUCUUGUGCACAGGUUCCAAAGGUACAAGAUCUAUCAGGCAUCCAGGGUUAGCAGAAGCAGUUCCAAAGAAUAUUAUCAUAUAUACAACAGUGGGGAUUUUCAGCUUCUUUGGUGCACUGUCUAUUAUCCUUGUAAGUGUAUGGAAGAAACGUUCAAUAAACACAGCACCAAGGAGUCAAAGCAGAAGAAACUGUCCUGGCGGGCUUGAAGAUUUUGAGUACACAGGCCAUUACGUCACUGUGACCAGCAGACACCCGCUCCAGAUUGACAGAGAAAAUAAAGCCAUGAAGGUAAAGAAAAAUAAGGAAUCAAAGACUGGUGAAGAAGAAAUUUAUGUAACAAUGCGCUCGUUCGUAGGAACUGGGAAAUCAAAUGACCUUCCUAAACCUAUCGUACUCAGUGAUCCUAUUUAUGGAGAAUGUGGGUAAUUCCACUCCAUGGAUUUUCUGGAAUCUAACAGAUCAUUGGAACUUUUUGAGGCUGUAUUCAUAAUUUUGUUAACAGCAAAUAGACACCCACAAUUCUUCAAGACUGUGUUCGAUGGUUCUGGUUUGAUGGAGUGACUGAAAUUCCUUAAAUUUUCAUUUUUUUUCAGCCUUUUUCAAAACCAACUGGUUCUGUUUUAUUGCAUUAAGAAGCACAAUGCCACUUCCGGGUCUAACUUUGAAAAUAUUAUAUUUUAAUGUUUGCAAAGAGAUAACUGUGAAUGAAUAAAUGUUCUGUGUUUUGUCCA